GCCGGCGGAAGCCGAGGGUGGCGGAGCCGGAUGCGACGUGGGCGGCGGAGCGGAGCGGGCCGGGCUGUGCCGAGCCGAGCCGAGCCGUGCCCGGGCGGGCCGAGCCGUGCCGAGCCGUGCCAUGGAGGCUCUCUACCACCAGACCAACAAACAAGUCCACGAAGUCCAAUCUUACAUGGGACGUCUGGAAACUUCAGACAAACAGUCAGUACACUUAGUAGAAAAUGAGAUUCAAGCAAGAAUAGACAAUAUAUUCAGCAACUUGGAACGUCUGGAAAUCUUGUCCAGUAAAGAACCUCCCAAUAAGCGACAAAAUGCUAAACUCCGAGUUGACCAGCUGAAGUACGAUGUUCAGCAUCUGCAGACAGCUCUGAGGAACUUUCAACAUCGCCGUUACAUCCGGGAGCAGCAGGAACGACAGCGAGAAGAGUUACUAGCACGUACAUUCACUACUAAUGACUCUGACACCACCAUACCGAUCGACGAAACAUUACAGUUUAAUGAAUCCCUGCAGAAUGCCCAUCGUGGCAUGGAUGAUCUUAUUGGCAGUGGGACCAACAUCCUUCAGGGGCUGAGGGACCAGAGAGUGACAUUAAAGGGUACUCACAAGAAGAUCCUGGAUGUUGCCAACAUGUUGGGCUUAUCCAAUACUGUAAUGCGGCUGAUUGAGAAGCGAGCCUUUCAAGAUAAAUACUUUAUGAUUGGGGGAAUGAUUUUGACUUGUGUAAUUAUGUUUCUCGUCGUGCAGUAUCUGACAUGAGCUACUAAUGCUAUUGACAGAGGAUAUCGUCUUUUGGAGCAAGAUGGACUGUCCUCCAAAAUGUACUUUCCUCUGAGUGCUGCUUUGGAUGAGCCCCUCCUGCGAACUUCAGAGUUUACAAGUCACACUCAGACACGUCAUGUGGAAAGCACAUAGGGGAACAAAUUUUUUGGGGACACUGUAGUUUAAAAUGACCCUAUAAAAAUAUCCUUAGCCAUUACUACUCUCAUCUUAUUGUCAGUAAGUUUAAGAAUCUUAAGUAGGAGGCAGAAGUGCAAUUUUUGCCGAGCUGUUAGCAAGUCAGGAGUGUUGGGUAGAUAGGGGAGAACAGGAUACAAAGGCAGAACAUAAGAUGAAGUGAGCCUUUCCUGUGAUAGCUAGAAAUGACCCUGGUGAGUGUAUUUCCUUUUGAAAAAAUGCCACUAUGGAGAAUUCUGCAGUGUCUGUGGGCACGCUCCUACAGAUUGUGCAAAAAGAGGAAGUGAAGGGUUCCCAUUUGCAAAUGUACUCUUCUGCUUGGAGGGAGAAGGACUUGUGGGGAAGGGUCUUAACUCUAAAAGCAUGGUCAUAACCUCUGCUACUUUUUUGUAUACUCAUACGGUUUUACCCAGCAAUCUUCAGUUUAGACUGAAAUGCUUCUCAUCUUAUCUGAAAUAAGUUUUGGUAUCUUUUUAUGUCCUGCUGCUUCCCAGUGGAAGCUGAAUGCUGUACUCCUCCCUGCUUCCAGUCAGGUGUAGAUUAGUGAGUGCAGAUCAGAGAUCACUGCACCCAAUACCAAAUUCAACCUCCAAAAAAUUGGGAGCAUUUUUGGUGCUAGUGCACAUCGUGUUAUAGUGAAUUGUAUUCAUUAUCUGAGGUGGUUGGUUGGGGUUUUCUGAUCCAUAGCUGGUAUUUUUGAAUUCAGUGAAGCAGGCACGUUCUUGCGGUGUUCAAACUGAAACUCGUGAUAUUUGUGUUUAUAGAGCUGGAAUGGGCUCUUUUUUUUUUUUUUUUUUUUUUUUUUCAAAUUCAAAAAUAGCAGUGUGAUCAUCAGAAGAGGAAGAGUUCCCUUAACUUAGUGCCUUGGGAUGGUAAACAUGUCCCUUGUCCUUGAGAAGGGUAUUUGCAUUAUUCUCUCUACCUGUGAAUUUACUGUGAAGGACAGUCUCAUACAAAUCAUCUCACAGAGAUGAUAGCUUAGAUUUUAUAUCUUCUUCGCUGUAGAUAUUUAUCCACAUUUAAACAUACACAGUUAAGAAAUGCCUCCUAUGGUACACAUUUCCCUUAAGAAAUGCCUCCUAUGGUACACAUUUCCCUGAAGAUUGUGGGAAUUCUGUUGGAAUGGCCAUCAUGAAGUUUCAAACAGCCUUCCAUUUCAAACAUUAUCCAUUUCAGUCAGCCUUCAUAUACAUUCUCAUUUUGUGUAGAAGUCAGGAGCAUUUCCAAAUAUCUGACAGUGUCAUGUUCAGAUAAUGUGGCAUUCUGUUGGGUGUUUGUUUUUUUUCUUUUUUUUUUUUUUCUCUCUGGAAUGGUUAUGGGUCUUUUAAUUAGUAACAGUUUACAAAUUCUGCAUUUCUUUGCUCCAAUAUGUUUUGUUUUUAUAACUACAUAGCUUGUUGCAGACUUUUUUUUUCAGUUACUAAUACCAUUUCUUCAAUUUCAGCUAAUAUGGGCAAUUUAAACAGGCUUCAGCAGUGCUUGUUUACAUUUUCAUGUUUAAAGUAUUGACUGAUCCAUGUGAUGUGGCAUAACUUUAAAGCCCAGAAUGAGACUCCCCAGUUUGAUCAGCUGUCACUGUACAGUCAGCUUUGUAUUUGGAAUCCAGGGCAAGUAAAAUGUCAGUAGUCAGAGCACUAGCUGCUGCCCUGCAGACACAACAGUGGAAGAGGCCAAGAUGCUGUCAGUGCCUAGACAAUCCUGUCAGGGGGUUCAGCAGGAGAAAGUGGAAAAGUGUCAGUGGUUGUUGAAUAUCCUAUGUGCUGCACACCUUCCAGCUGGCUGUUUUGUUCUUAAUGUGUUUGAUGUUUCCCAGGUAUUUAAAGCUCUUUGUUUUCCUCAAUCUGCUGCACUUUCUCAAGAAAACAUGUUAGCAGACCAUGUGCAGAAUCACUUUGCAUGUCAGCCACAAGGACUAAGGAAUCAGAAAGUUUGUUAUGAGAGAUCAUAUGUCUUACUGUAUCUUUAAUCUAAAUUUACCUUGAAUUUAUUUUAAAUCUGAAAUUUAUCAUGAUAAAUUUUAGCACAGAAUGCACUUGUUAAAACACUUUCUAUUAGAUCAGUUAGGCAUCUUGUGAGGAUCCCUGGCAAAUCUUCUGUCCUGAUCCAACUCUACCUUGAUUUUACAACUUUAUUGUUUAAAGUUUAUGUAGUUGUGACUUGGUGUAGCAGGAAUCGUCUUAUACCAAGGUAAGGACGCUAGUCAGUCUGUUUUCUUCUUUUCAGCUUGUGGUAUGAGCCAUAAAAUAAAAUUAAUGGAACUGGAUUUUCUCUGUUUUGGGACUAGACUAACAUUUUUAUUUACGUUUCUCUGUCCACUUAUUUUUGUCCUUUUAGAGUCUUCCUUGUGUAGGCUAAUUUCCCUGUUGUAUGCAAUGUCCUUGCUAUUCAUUAUCUGGAGUUGGGAUGUGGGCUCGAAGGGAAGCACUUAGAUGACUGGAUUUGAUGAUGUGUAACUUCAAACAAAUUUGUACUAGAUAUUAAGUCCAAAAUGACUUACAAGAGCACCUGUGUCAUUUCAGAUGGCUAAUGUAAAACCCUCAAAACUUCUGUCAUUAGUGUGGCACAGUAAAAGUACAGGUAGGAUCAACUGAUCAACGUCCCUGCUACCAUGGAAUGACAGAGCUGAAACCCUGGUGGCUUGUCACAUGUUGCUGCUGCAGCUGCUGUCUCUGAAGUUUUCUUUCUUAAGACUGCUUCUUUCAGUGGAGCUGUUCGCCUGUGAACUUCUGUGGAACAGCAAGUGUUCCAGCUGUCGAAUGGAGUGCUCUCAUGAGAGGGCGCUGUGGAAACUAACUAGUCUCUGGAAAAAAAAAACAACACACUUUUAACCAGUAUUUUAUACAUAAGGGGACAAGGGUGGGACAUGAUGUGAUUCAUCUGUUGUGUUAUGUAAAUAAAGAUUUUUUCAACCAGAA
Molecule: messenger RNA, 3873 nt
Organism: Anas platyrhynchos (mallard)
Lineage: Eukaryota; Metazoa; Chordata; Aves; Anseriformes; Anatidae
Gene: GOSR2
Product: golgi SNAP receptor complex member 2
Biological process (GO): vesicle fusion; intra-Golgi vesicle-mediated transport
Cellular component (GO): ER to Golgi transport vesicle membrane; late endosome membrane; SNARE complex
Molecular function (GO): SNARE binding; SNAP receptor activity
Source: RefSeq, a predicted model, not a curated record